Haemonchus placei is the source of this 424-nucleotide messenger RNA. The record is from the annotation of a GenBank genome assembly. NCBI's taxonomy places the organism in Eukaryota, Metazoa, Nematoda, Chromadorea, Rhabditida, Trichostrongylidae.
CAUGACCCCUCAGCCCAAUUCGGCUAAAACUGGUGGCCAGCAAUUCGAUGAGAUGUACAACAACCUGAGAAACUCGAACAUCAAUGUCCAAUCCGUAUGGAUUCAGGUGACGUCUCCUACCAACUGGUACUUGACGAGCUCCCUCAACAUCAACUUCCUCAACAGCAUCCUUACACGAGCCGGGCAAUAUGGCCUUACCAUCGGUAUUUACACUAACAUCAACGAAUGGAAUCAGAUCACCGGUUCGGCCACUAUCAGUAACGCCAUGCUUUGGUGGGUGUACUGGAACACGUACGGCAGCGGAGUGUCAAAUGAAACGCCAUCCAACUUCAACGAUUUCAUCCCAUUUGGCGGGUGGACAUACCCUUCAAUUAAGCAGUUUGGUCAAGUGGAAUCCGUCUGUGGAAUAACUGUGAACAGGUGA